Asparagus officinalis (garden asparagus) is the source of this 1773-nucleotide messenger RNA. Its product is annotated as probable histone acetyltransferase type B catalytic subunit. Gene Ontology annotation, molecular function: histone H4 acetyltransferase activity. NCBI's taxonomy places the organism in Eukaryota, Viridiplantae, Streptophyta, Magnoliopsida, Asparagales, Asparagaceae. The coding region runs from base 135 to 1544 and encodes 469 amino acids. Gene Ontology annotation, cellular component: nucleus. The transcript is spliced from 10 exons. The record is from RefSeq and is a predicted model, not a curated record. Gene Ontology annotation, biological process: subtelomeric heterochromatin formation.
AUUUCCCGCCUCCAUCCCCUCUCUCCUCGUGGCCUUUUGGGGUUUUUUUUAAACCCUAGAAACCCUAAUUCGGCGUUCUCUCAGCAUCAUUUAUUCGCCUAUUUUCUCUCAAAUUUAGAUCGAUAACCAAGCUAAUGGCGUUAAAAGGAAAGGAAGCAGAUGCUGAGACCGAAACGAAGAAACGCAAGCGUGCCGGUUUCGCCCGAAUCGAUGCUGGAGUUGAGGCAAAUGAGUGCAUCAAAGUUUACCUGGUGAAAAGUCAGGAUGAAGUUGGUGCAACAAACAGCUUCUGUAUUGAUCCUGUUGACCUGAAUCAGUUUUUCGGUGAAGACGGCAAGAUAUAUGGUUACAAGAACUUAAAGAUUGACAUAUGGAUGAGUAUCAAAUCUUUUCAAGCAUUUGCUGAUAUUACGUAUGAGAAUACAUUUGAUGGAGGAAAAGGGAUCACUGAUCUGAAACCUGCUCUUCAGAGCAUAUUUGGCGAAUCUUUGUUGGAGAAAGAAGAAUUCCUCCAAACUUUUUCAACAGAAAUUCACUGUAUCAGAUCCAUUAUGUCAGAUGGAGAACCCAUUCGUUGUGAUCUUUCUAGAGAAAGUGAUGAUGCAUCCAAUGCUCACUUGGGUGUGAAUGGUUCAACUAUGGAGGUUAUUCGAAUGAAUCUACAUGCGAUGCCUGUUGGUUUGCUUUACAGUCGUCUGGUACCUCUUGUCCUUCUCCUUGUUGAAGGUGGCAGUCCUGUUGAUGUCACUGACCCAAAAUGGGAUGUAUAUUUCAUAGUGAAGAAAACAAAUGAUCUAUCAGGCGUUCACAAUAUGGACUUACUUGGUUUUGCUACUGUAUACCGCUUCUAUCACUAUCCUGAUAGCACCCGUUUAAGAGUUGGUCAGAUACUUGUAUUGCCUCCAUAUCAAGGUCAAGGCCACGGCCGCCGUCUUCUUGAAUCAAUUUAUUCUGUUGCAGUAUCUGAGAACUUUUAUGAUGUGACUUUCGAAGAACCAUCUGACUACCUCCAAUAUCUGCGUGCCUGCAUUGACACCCUUCGCCUUCUUGAUUUUGAACCAAUAAAGCCAGCCAUAAAUUCUGCUGUUCAGUACCUGAAAGAAAACAACCUAUCAAAAAGAACUAACAAAUCAAGUUCCAAGUCCCAGUUUGGACCACCACAGCAUGUAAUUGCUGUUGUACGUCAGAAAUUGAAAAUCAACAAAAAGCAAUUCAUGAAGUGCUGGGAUGUGCUCGUCUAUCUGAACCUGGAUCCAAAAAAUAGCAGGUGUAUGGAGAACUUCAAGGUCUCUGUAUCAGAUCGUGUGAAAGGCGAUAUCCUUGACAAGGAUUCGGAGGCAAAUGGGAAGCGUCUGAUUGAAGUGCCUAAUGAUUAUGAUCACGACAUGACUUUUGUUGUGAUGUGGUCUGAGGCUGGCGAAGAAACGACAGGCGCGCUGGACGGAGAUCAAGCAGCUCAAGAGGAGCAGCUGAAGCAGUUGGUUGAUAAGCAAAUCGAAGACAUUGUUAAGAUUGCACAAAAGGUCUAUUUGCUUCGGAAGUGAAGAGUAUAUGGGGGCACAUUUAGGUUGUAGAUUAAAGUUGCAUACUAUUGAUGAGUGUAGGAGUAGGCAUAAAUCGAACUUUGUUUACUUCUCAUGGUCAGAGACGUCUAUUGGAGUUGUCUAUUUUAAGAUGUAAUGUUAUGAUCAAGAAAAUACCCGUUGAGUUUUUGUUACCUUGAUUAGAAAUUAUGGUAGUUGUCUGGGGCAGUUACAACUAGAAAAUGCCCUU